GGCAGCAUGGCAGUGAGUCAGAAGCAGGAGAAGGGUGAUGUGGCGCGAGAUCAUAAGGCUGCGAUCUCGAGCUCCUUGUCAAGGAUAUUUGAACACAACUCGAUCAUUUAAAUAACGACACGGGCACACAGGGUAUGCCGGUGUCCAGAUACGUUGGCGUGGAGGGCUGGAGCACAAAGCAGGUCACCGGCUGGCUGAGAGAUCAAGGAUUUCGUGAAUAUGUGGAUCUCCUGUGCACUAAGCAUCGACUGGAUGGAGUCAGCCUGCUGUGUCUUAGUGAGGCUGACCUACGGUCCCCUCCGCUGGAAAUUAAGGUGCUGGGUGACAUAAAGAGAUUGAUGCUGGCAGUGCGGAGACUUCAGAUGCAACACACAGCCCUCACACACACAGAGGUUAGCACAUUGUCUCCUAUGCACAAUGGGAGAAUAGAUAUUGGUAAUGGCUUUGCGGACGUAAGGAGAAGAGAUUAUCAAUAUAGUAACGGGGUCAGCUGGCCGGUCACCACGGUCGGUGAGGAACAUAGCAGUGCUUACUCAAACGGGAAGCGUAAGCAGUGUUGUGCUCGGCUGGACCCCGAGUAUUGGAAGACGGCACUCGGUACUCUCUACGCCAUGCUGGUAUGCGGAGUGACGUCAUUUGUAAUGGUGCUUGUGCACGAGAGAGUUCCAGACAUGCGGACGUACCCGCCACUUCCAGACAUAUUUCUGGACAGUGUACCCAGAAUUCCCUGGGCGUUCGCCAUGGCUGAAGCAUGCGGAGUGGUGUUAAGUUUCAUAUUCCUGCUGGUGUUGUUAAUGCACAAACACAGGUCUAUUUUGUUUCGCAGGUUGUGUAGUUUAAUGGGGACUGUAUUUCUGCUCCGCUGUGUCACAAUGUUCGUCACAUCACUGUCUGUACCUGGUCAUCAUCUGCAAUGUUCAGGCAAAGUAUAUGGUGAUAUGUGGGCAAAAGUGCAGCGUGCACUGGACAUCUGGAGUGGGUUUGGCAUGUCUUUAACUGGUGUUCAUACGUGUGGAGAUUACAUGUUCAGUGGACACACUGUUGUUCUCACCAUGCUCAACUUCUUUGUCACUGAAUAUACACCACGUAACUGGAACUUCAUUCACACCAUGUCUUGGGUCUUGAAUCUGUUUGGAAUCUUCUUCAUCUUGGCGGCACAUGAACAUUACUCCAUAGACGUCUUCAUCGCAUUCUACAUCACCACCAGACUGUUCCUGUACUACCACACGCUGGCGAACACGCAAGCCUAUCAUCACAGCCGCAGAGCUCGUAUCUGGUUCCCUCUCUUCUCUUUCUUUGAGUGCAACGUGACCGGACCCGUUCCAAAUGAGUAUGGCUGGCCUUUCUCCAAACCUGCCUUCAUGAAGAUCCUUUUAGGAUAGACCUUCACUGUUGUCUCUUGGGGAAAUAUUAUUUAUUGCAUUUGUUCACUUUUUGAAACUCCUGUCAUUAAUUACACUGUAAAGUAGAAAAUUGUUUUGUUCUGGUGGCUCAUUGAUCGUGCCUGCCUGUUUAGCAGUCUAUAAAGUAUUUUGAAAUGCUCCUUUUUUAUACUCUAUAAUUGAGUGCCUAAUUUUUCAAUAUCAGUUUUGUUUGACUGGUGCAGAAAGGAGUAUUUAGUAAAGCAGAUUUCAGGACUCAUCAAUUAAAAAGUAAAUAAGCACAUAGUAUUUUAAUGCCAUAAACUAUUGCAGUAUAAGAUAUAAGAGAAAGGAAUACAUAAAUAAAUAUUACUCUAAUCUGCAUUCAGUUGUUAAACUAAUACCUCAGUCUUAGACUUUAUGUCCUUUGGUGCCUAGGUCUUGUAACAGAGAUGUAAUAUUUGUCUUACUGAUUUUGCUAAUUCUAAUAAUUUACGUUUUUAUAAUUAUUUCAAACUUUUUUUAUGUGACUUCAGGAAGAAAUUACAAUUUGUCAAAACGUGUUUUGCCAACAAGUGUUACUGUCAAUAACCAAAGAUAUGUUCAACACUAACAUCAACGCCAUUAUUAAAAGGGAGGUGCUGCAUUAUGUUUACUAGUAAGAUUAAUACUAUAUGUGUAUGUUUGCAAAUAUAUGUAUGUGUACAUUUAAUUUAUAACAUUGUUUCUUUUUCAGUUUUAUUUUAAUGUAAUUUAAAGUCUUAUCAAGUUGUUUAUAAACCCAUAUGAUUAUUUUACCGGAACAAUAAAAGUUUACAAACACUUUUAUAAAGUA
Molecule: messenger RNA, 2196 nt
Organism: Triplophysa rosa
Lineage: Eukaryota; Metazoa; Chordata; Actinopteri; Cypriniformes; Nemacheilidae
Gene: samd8a
Product: sterile alpha motif domain containing 8
Exons: 6
Coding region: 135-1382 (415 amino acids)
Biological process (GO): ceramide biosynthetic process
Cellular component (GO): endoplasmic reticulum membrane; Golgi membrane
Molecular function (GO): sphingomyelin synthase activity; ceramide cholinephosphotransferase activity; protein binding
Source: RefSeq, a predicted model, not a curated record